Perkinsus marinus ATCC 50983 is the source of this 663-nucleotide messenger RNA. RefSeq lists its product as hypothetical. The record is from RefSeq and is a predicted model, not a curated record. Lineage: Eukaryota; Perkinsozoa; Perkinsida; Perkinsidae. The transcript has a single exon. The annotation marks the transcript as partial.
GCAUACCUAAGUUGCUCCUUAAGCUGCUCCUUAACUUAGGGAGCCUCAAAUUGAGUAUCCUUGUGAAUCAGGCCUAUAGCUGUCAAGCUAUAUCGUCAGCCAAGUAUAUACGCUUGAUCCAAAAAGCUCACACUCAAAAGAGCAACGCAAAAAGAGCAAUACAAUCAGGGUAUUUGUGGACUAAGAUACUGGCUAGGGUCUUAUUCCUGGCUCAACAGUCGACCGCUAGGGACUCGAAGCAACGCCAGGCGAUUAUCGAGAAACUGCGGGGCGGACUUCCGGGCGAUCCGGCCUUGGUAUCUUUCGAUGGUAUCACACUCCCUAGCCACGUCUUAGCGAUUGCGUCUGAGCAGAAGCGUUUAAACGUGGGUUCUCACAUCCACUGUGAGCACGGCACUCUUCGACGAGAAGCGGCGCGGAGGUAUGAUGGUGGUGUUCUCACAGUCGAAGGAGAAAUGGGUGAUGAAAUUGGUCUGCUCGUGUAUUCCUUCGAUCCACGAAGCGCUGCUGAUGAGUCUCUUGUAUGCUGUAUUUGCUACAUCGAUGCAAGCUGCCCUAAUGACCUCUGGAAGUGUGCCUGUCGUCGGAAGUUCUGCAUGAACUGUGUUGCUAGCAUGAUACUCGCAAGAACGACGUUCGGGGAUCCCUCAGUUCGUAGGGAAA